AUGAAUCUAAAGCAGACUAGAGCUGAUUGCAAACAAUAUCAAGAAUCUGAUUUUUGUUUGCGUAAAUCUAAAUGCACUUGUAUAAAAAGUUCUACAAACCUAAAACUCGAUAGUAUUAUUUUAGGUGAUAUAACCUCUUCUUUUACAAAUACUAAAAUAUACCUAAAUGAUGAUUUCUCUCCAAAUGAUUACCAAUCCUCUAUAAAUGAUAAAUCAUAUAAUGACAGUUCUAGCGAUAAUCAAGAUACUGAUAAAGAGUCUAUUAGAAGAGAGUAUGAUAGCAAUAAGAAACAUAAUCAUUACACUGGAAAUACUAGAUCAUAUUUUCCAAAUCUUACUAAAUUUCUAAUAUUUUUAUGGAUUACAAAACAUCAAAUAGGCUUUGAAGCAUAUAAAGACUUUGCAAAUAUCAUCAAAAUGUUUCAUAUUUGCUUAUAA
Funneliformis caledonium is the source of this 438-nucleotide messenger RNA. The record is from the annotation of a GenBank genome assembly. Lineage: Eukaryota; Fungi; Glomeromycota; Glomeromycetes; Glomerales; Glomeraceae.